Dovyalis caffra is the source of this 987-nucleotide messenger RNA. The record is from the annotation of a GenBank genome assembly. NCBI's taxonomy places the organism in Eukaryota, Viridiplantae, Streptophyta, Magnoliopsida, Malpighiales, Salicaceae.
AUGGGAGGGUGGGCUAUAGCGGUGCAUGGUGGCGCUGGUGUCGACCCAAAUCUCCCACAAGAGAGACAAGAGGAGGCCAAAAAACUGCUCACUCGCUGCCUUGAUCUCGGCAUCUCUGCCCUUCGUUCUAAUCUCCCUGCUAUUGAUGUUGUCGAACUUGUCGUGAGAGAAUUGGAAACGGAUCCUUUGUUCAAUUCUGGCCGUGGAUCUGCGCUAACAGAGAAUGGAACAGUGGAAAUGGAAGCCAGCAUAAUGGACGGGCCCAAGAGAAGAUGUGGUGCGGUAUCAGGUUUAACCAUGGUUAAAAACCCAGUCUCUCUUGCAAGACUUGUCAUGGAGAAAUCUCCUCAUUCUUAUCUUGCCUUUUCUGGCGCCGAGGAAUUUGCCAGACAACAGGGUGUCGAGGUGGUGGGCAAUGACUAUUUUAUAACGGAAGACAACGUGGGGAUGUUGAAACUAGCGAAAGAAGCCAACUCCAUCUUGUUUGAUUACAGGAUCCCAGCCGUUGGAUUGGAAAGCUGCAGUGUGGGUGCUGCUGCUGACUGUCCCUUGGUAAUGAACGGACUCCCAAUCAGCGUGUACGCGCCAGAAACAGUUGGGUGUGUUGUUGUGGACGGCCAAGGAAGGUGUGCUGCUGCCACUUCAACAGGUGGGCUGAUGAACAAAAUGACAGGUCGUAUUGGUGACUCACCCCUGAUCGGUGCUGGGACCUACGCAUGUGAUCUCUGUGCGGUCUCUUGCACUGGAGAAGGGGAGGCGAUCAUACGUGGGACGCUAGCACGCGAUGUGGCGGCAGUGAUGGAGUACAAGGGAUUAGGCUUGCAAGAAGCUGUGGAUUUUGUUGUAAAUGAGAGGCUUGAUGAAGGGCAAGCUGGGUUGAUAGCAGUGUCUAGAAAUGGGGAAGUGGCGUGUCGUUUUAACACCAAUGGGAUGUUUAGGGCAUCUGCCACUGAAGAUGGGUUCAUGGAAGUUGGUAUUUGGGAAUGA